CGUGUCUGUGAUGUGAUGUCGCAUUUGUGCAUCGUCGCGGGACAUCGUUAUGCCACCAUAACAUCGUGCCCGUUUGCUGAAUCAGCUUUCGUGAAGCUAGCCCAAUGUCAUCGCAACUAACUGCCCGUCAGUAACCCUUACGAUGGUUGUAUGCGCGUCCUGUGGAGGCGAGGACUUCGACGAAGUUUCGGGCCUCUACUACUGUUCGGAGUGCAACACCCAGAGCCAAGAUGUGCGCGUGGAACAAGUGGACGACGAAGGUGCCGCACCACCUCCGCACGUCGGCCGGGCCUCUCCGCGGCGGUCGCGCAAGGAGAUGGGCGACGCGCCUCAGGAAAUAAAGCGACCCUACCCGACCAACGAACUGUUUAACGCGAUCCUCGUGCGCCAAGUCGACGCGCUCAUAUCGCUCGGCGCUUCUCCCGAGCUGCGCGGCGUCGUGUGUCGACUGUGGAUGGACUACCUCGUCAGGCUUGAAGCCGUAAGUCGCGUCGAGGACGAUGAGCGAACGCCCCGCAUCGGCGCCGCUAACCGCUGGAGUGACUUGCGAACCGUCGAAGAGCUGCUCGGGGCGUCCGAAUCGAGCGAACGCAAGCGAAAGAAACUGCAGAAGGCGCUGUUCGGGUCGGGCGUGAGGACGCGACUCACGCCGCGGUCGUCUCGCCGUCGCAAGCGGCUCAAGAACCGAUGCGAUGUCGCUAGAGCGCCCAAUCUCGACUCGGACUGCGAGUUCGAAAGUGAGCUCCCCGCCACAGCUUCGGAAGGGGAACAGGCUUCCGACGACGACAUGGAGGACUUCAGGUCGACUGCUGCUAAAGAGUAUCUCGAGCGCGUGGUGAGCCGCGGAGUCGACUUGCACGACAAAAAAAUCGGCCGGGAAAACGAAGUCACCGUGGUGACGCUCCAACGGCUGUUGUGCGUCCUCUACUUGGGCGUCUUGAUCACGGGAGAUCCUAUCUUACUGACCGAUAUACUGAGGUGGGCUCGAGACGGCCACCUGCCCUACCUGCACGUCUUGAAGAUCCUUCCAGAGGACGCCAAGCUGUGGGGCCAACAGUGGCGGACCUUCGUGCGACUCUCAGUGCCCACGAUUGACGAUCUCGCAGCGCAGGCGGCCCACUUGGCUCACUUCCUCGACGUGCGGAGUGAACUGAGGCAGCCGCCGCUCCUGCCCAUCGUCAUGCGUCUGGUGGCGGACCUCAACCUCCCUCUGGAGUUUGUGAACGUCUGCGAGCAAGUUCUCCUCACGCAUCCCAACAUGGUGCCUAGCUGGGACGCACCCCCCAAGAGAGCGGCACGCUCCGUGCCCCUUUUCUCACCGGUGUGUGAAGUCAGAGCCGCGGCUGUCCUGUUGCUGGCGCUGAAGCUCACCUUUGGGCUGAACGGCAGCAGAGAGGUAAAGUUGUCCCGAGCCGUCGAAGAACUGGCUAGCCGUCAUCCCGAAGCGAAUGUGUUUGUGUGGUCCCGCUGGGAGAGAAAUCUGCGGUCCAGGCUUCUUUUGCUGCGUUCUAGCUGCUACACCUUUGAGCCCGAGGAUCUCGAUGACGUAAGAGAUGUGGGUGUCCUGUUUCGGCAUCCCGACAGUGCUCCAGCUGACCGCUGCAUGGUGACAAAGGCGCUCAGGGAGGGAAUGCAAAGGUCGUUUCGAGAGAUGCAUGGGAGGGAACUUGUCUUUCAACGAGUGCCAGCGACCAGCUUUGCUGUCACGCCAGCCAUACGUUUCUUCUGCGAAAGGACUGCGGUUUCGUCAGGCUUGAGGGCAGUGCUGGAAGAAUCGUUUCUUCACCAGGACGUGACGUAUCUCACGCGUGCCACUGACGGUGUCACAUCUGUUGGAGGGUGGGCCGAGUUGUGUCAAAGAGAGCCCGAGUUCGUAGCCGUUCUCGGGGACGGCUGUGACCAGUACUGGACGGUCGCUUUGAAGAGAGUGUACGACUUGAAGUAUUCUAAUGUCGUGCAGCACUCACUUCCUAAAACUUUCCUAUUUCUGUUGGAGUUUAUGGCAGCCAUUACACAUUGCCCACCGAAAGAACUGUACAGGGACCUAUUGCGCAUUGAAGCGCUGUUUCUCAGGUAGCUUUAUAUGCAGUGUGCUUCAUGUUCUCAUUUCGAAACCUGUGGUCUUUGGACACUGUCGUUAUGCUUUGCAAGGUCUACUUAUAUUGUUGCAGAAUUAUGGGUGUUAAGGCUAGCACAUGAUACAAAUGUUUCAUCACUGGUUAUUGUUUUGUUUUUGUAUGAGGCUGCAUCGCAGUGAAAUGUCUAAGUACUUUCAAAGAAAAAUAUUGCACUACAAACUGCACAAUGUUUUGCCUAGCAACUUUCGUCGCGGAAGCUGUAAAACAGCAAAUCAUCACAUUAGUACAACGAUGUCACUUGAUGUAAAAUGGCAUAUCUGUGCUGAGAAUAGGAUUAUGCCUGAUCUGUCGUCUGCAUACCCGGUGAUAGAAGUGCUGCGCCACAGCAUUAAUUUUGAUUUAAGUCACUAAAUUUGCCAUGAUGUGUGCUUUAAAUGGAAGCCACAAAGGUAUGGCUGUGCUGUCUAGCAUUCAUCCCUGUUAUCUGAACCUGCAUUGAAUGUAUCAUGCAAUACAAAGCGUUCUUGGUUUGUGACUUUCUCGUGAUGUAUUGUAUGUAGCUAGGUUGCAAAGACAUGACGUAUGAUAUUUGUGAUCACGGGCUUGAUCUUGGCCACAUUUCAAUGGGAGCAAUAUGCUAAAAAUGUUCUUGUGCCUCACUAAGUGGACGUGAAAUGAACCCAGGUAAUCAGAAUUAGUCGGGACUUUCCCACUGUGGCAGGCCUCAGUGCCAGGUCGUAGUUUUGGCUGGUGAAAUGCUGGAAUUUCAUUUUUAAUUUAACAAAUUUUUCUGUGUUGCGUAUGAUACAAGCAAACUAAAGAUGAGUUGGAGUGGCAGUCUUUUAGUGGCACAGUUAGGAACAAGUGCCGCAGCAACAAAUGACCUGUCUCCUUUAGUGAUGCUUCUCAACCAGAAAUCUCUAGUGCUAAUUCUAAUCCUCACUCACGUGUGGAUACCUGCACCACAUUCUGUGUCUGCUCAACCAUGUAAUGAGACUUUUUCCGCCCUAUAUAAAGCUUUGGUUUUGUGAAGCCGUGGCGGUCAAAUGUUGAGCUAAAUACGACGGCACAAAUGUGACAAAUUGGCUUCGCAACGGCAAUUUUCGCAACCUAACUUGUGCUCCAGAACAGCCUUGACCACCUCCAUCACUGAUGCUUCGGAAAGGCCUUAUCUAUUGCCCUCUUGCACAUUGUCUUCAAGACGUUUUCUGGGUACGGUACUCGUGGAUUGAAACAUGGCACUUGAGGGCUAAGUAAUGCACAUACUUUCGUUUCCACGUCGCAUCGCUGCAAUUUGGACUCGAACACUUCAAUCAAAGCUUUAGCAUCCCAAUACAUACCGGCAUGAAGCGGUUAUCUUGAGCAACUGUGCGUAGUAGCCAUUAUACUGAAAGUCUUGAUGUCAUGUUGCAAUCCAUGAACUCUUUACACCUUGACUUGCAGUGCAGUUACUGCUUUUGUUCGGUCAGGUUAGGUUAAAAUCGAUACAAAAUAAAAUAUGUCUUCUCAAAUAGAUAACUAACACUGACAUUCUCAAGGAUGCCAUCUUUUAGCUCUAGCACAGUGAAAAUCUGCAGCUUAUACUAGUCUUCUAACUUGUAGCUCAUCUUGGGAAGGUGUAAUGAGACUUCAUCAUGGUACCUUGGACAUUACAUGCAGAACACAAUCAAAGGGUCCUGUCACACUUUUGAACCUCACACGGAGCGCACAUUCUUUCUGCAAUGCUGUUGGACUUUCAUAUGUUCUGUCACCACUUGCCACUGAGCUGAAGAAAACAGCCCUUGGCUGCGAGCAACGCUUUAAAUUCGUGACUAAUUCAUUGCGAGCCAUAUGUUCUGACUGCAUAGCUGCUAAUCUGGUAAAUCUAAGAAUGUCAUGUAAUGGGUAAGAGUUUCAUUGAAAAUACUGGAAUAUAAAAGCACAUUACUCAGUUCAGCAUUACUUUCAUGUUCCUUGACUGCACCUUUGAUGAGAACAGCGAUGUCACAAGCUGUGGCGAAAUUCACGUCCUUUUCACGAAAGGGCCGUUGCUGGAGCUGUUCAUUUCAGAGCCCAGGUUCAUAGGAAUACCUUCGGUGGCAGCAGUGCACUGUUCAUUACUUGGAACUGUGUCUGUUGGAAAUAGCAGCAGUGCUAGGUUCUGCCUAAGGCUUGCUAUUUAGCAGGAAAAAUGGUAAAGUUGUAGCUAUAAUGGCACUUCGUCAAGAGUGGCUGCAUAGCCACUCUUAGCCACCUGAAACUUUGAAAACAUGCAAUGAUGGAAAUGCAAUACCAAGAUGAUAGUGCUGCUGAAUAGAGUGAAAAGUGACUUUGUCAAGCUUUUGUGCCACAACUGCACUGAUGCUUCCCAUGAGUGGCUUGGUCAACUUAAAACUUUAAGUCUUGCCCUAGCAGCCAAGCCAAUUUAAAAGCCUUUGAGAGGUGCGCUCGCAAGUGUGCUAUGCUGCACAGAGGUGCUGUCAUGCUCAGUUUCAUGGGGGUCGAUUCGAAGUGUUUGAGUUGUCAAGGGCACAGUAGCACAAAAGUUCAUUCAUUUGUGUGGGCUCCUGCACACCUGGCCUUCAAUCGCAGCGGCUUUUUCAAAGCUUAAAGGCAAGUUCUCAUAUGUGUUGUAUUACGAGCACCCAUAAUUCUUGUUUAUGCUGACGUCGAUAUAAAUUUCUGGAAUUACUUUCUUGCUUUGAUGACACUUGCAUGCUGAACCGUCUCGGGUAAUGCACCAUUUCAUGGUGUACUGUUUUUGCCACUGACAGCGUUGGUUUUUGAUGUCACAUCACCUCACACCAGUAGCUUCUGCAAGCAAAUACUUAAUGUUUUGCGCCACCAUGUUUAUAAUCAGAAAUCAAUUUCUUUUUUUCUAAGCAUUAUUUCACUGAUGCAUCAUUGCAAGAACAUAGAUGGAUAAUAAAUGCUUCUCCUUGGUUUGUGACCUGUAGCACUUUCCACACAGCGCAAGGGGUUUAUGCGGAGUUAUGCUGUGCCAUCGGCAUUAUUAUAUAUAUGUCCACAAAAACCUAGUGUCCAUGUCAUUUAAUUUUUUUCAUUUCUCACUCAGUCUUGGUAACGGAGUCAUGCAAACUCAUCUACCACCUUGCCAAGCUCGAGGGUUAUGUAGAAAUUUGUAAUUGUUUGAUCGAUUGUUGCACGUUCAUUCAACUAAUUUUAGUUUCACUGUACAUCUCAAGAAGUAAUCAAAGUUGUUUUUCAUGUUAAUGUCGUUUGUCUCAUUUUUACAUAAUCGUGUGAUAUCUUACUGUGAUAUUGUCCUACUUCACCGUGUUUGUGUGAUGUGAAAAAAGUACGGCAUUAUGAAAAUCCUGAGUGACUGUCUCUAAAUGCACUCUUUGAUAGAAUUAGUCAGUGCAUCAUGCAGUGAACAAUAAAAACACGUAUU
Rhipicephalus sanguineus (brown dog tick) is the source of this 5472-nucleotide messenger RNA. It is a transcript of the gene TAF1B, whose product is annotated as TATA box-binding protein-associated factor RNA polymerase I subunit B-like. Gene Ontology annotation, cellular component: RNA polymerase I core factor complex; RNA polymerase transcription factor SL1 complex. Gene Ontology annotation, molecular function: RNA polymerase I core promoter sequence-specific DNA binding. The record is from RefSeq and is a predicted model, not a curated record. The coding region runs from base 143 to 2077 and encodes 644 amino acids. Lineage: Eukaryota; Metazoa; Arthropoda; Arachnida; Ixodida; Ixodidae. The transcript has a single exon. Gene Ontology annotation, biological process: RNA polymerase I preinitiation complex assembly; nucleolar large rRNA transcription by RNA polymerase I.